CAGUUUACAGACGCAAGAGGAAAAAAAAUAAAUACGUUUAUCAUAUUACACGUGAAUCGAUUACAAUUUAAUAGUAUUUCCACCGGCUUAAGAAUUCUACUAUAUAUCCUUCUUAAUGUUGAAAAUAUGCAGAAAUACUUUAUGAAAUUUUCUUAUAUCGGUACGCAAUACAGGGGAUUACAAAGAAAUGGAAUUAAAUCUGACUAUAUAAUAAGAGAUGUGGAUACCAUACAAGGAGCUAUAGAAAAUGCUUUUACAACACUGAUACCAAAAUGCACUAAUUUGCCAAUGAUAUCCGUUUCUAGCAGAACUGAUGCUGGUGUACAUGCAUUGUGUAAUGCAGCUGAUAUUAGACUGUCCAAUGCUUAUAACUGCUUGUACAAUCCUUCAGAAGUACUUAGACAGAUAAAUGGAUACUUAAUGAAAUGUCAUCAUGAUAUCAGGCUUCUAGACUUUAUUCCUGUAACAGACGAAUUUAGUGCCAGACGUGUAGCACGGUCUAGAACCUACAUUUAUAGAUUUAUGACUCCAAAGCAGCUCGAUGAACACAGAAUACCAAUAAUUGAAAAAGUACAUACUUACCAUUUGAGGUCAGAAACCUUUGAUAUAGAAAGAUUACAACGUGGAACACAACUUUUUAUGGGAAUAAAAAAUUUCACAAGUUUUUCUGGAAAAAGUCAUGCACCUUAUCCAAUCAAUUAUGUAAGGAAAUUAAAUAAGUUGACCAUAGAAAAAGGUCAACCAUUUAUGCCUUUAGAUCCAUUGUCACAAAAUUAUGAAUUUUGGAAUAUUACAUGUAGCUCGAAGUCUUUUUUAUAUAAUCAGGUCAGACGCAUAGUAACUGCUUUAUUAAACUUAAGCAUUGGGAAUCUCACAGAAAAGGAAAUAACCUGUAUGUUACAAGUUCCUGGCCAUCAUAAUUGGAAUCCUCAUCUACAUGUAGUUCCACCAUGGGGUUUAUACUUGGCAAAUAUAGAGUACUCUCAAGAAGACAUAGAUAACUACAGUAUUAAAUACAAAUUACAAUCCCCUAAUAGGGCAACAGUUGUACCAGUAGGUUGAAAUUAAAUGUAAUACACGUUCACAAGAUAUUAAAAAGUCAUG
Dufourea novaeangliae is the source of this 1104-nucleotide messenger RNA. RefSeq names its product tRNA pseudouridine synthase-like 1. Gene Ontology annotation, biological process: tRNA pseudouridine synthesis. Bases 127 to 1062 code for a protein of 311 amino acids. The transcript is spliced from 6 exons. Gene Ontology annotation, molecular function: RNA binding; pseudouridine synthase activity. Lineage: Eukaryota; Metazoa; Arthropoda; Insecta; Hymenoptera; Halictidae. The record is from RefSeq and is a predicted model, not a curated record.